CAGCGAAGAUAAGCAGAGGAGCAGUGAGCCACUGACCGCCUUCUCUGCUUCCCUGCUCUCACUUCACAGCCGCCAUUGAAGCCCAAGCCUGCAGUGCUUCCCGAGAGCACUCUCUCGGCCGUCUCCUCAUCCGUCGUCGCUGCUGUUUUCGUGCAGACCAAGAUCUGUUCAAAAUAGUUGAUCUAGACAUAAUUGGAAACUGUUAUUGGGCCUGCUGAAUGAAAUCAAUGGCCUUAUCCUGUUUUAUGGUUACGCUGCCUGCUUGCCCUCGGAUGCAUUCCCAUCUUUGUAGCCAACGUUCAGCGCUAGUUCUCCGGCCAUCAUCUUGUGCCAGUGCUACCAUUGCUAAUUCCCCCCAUCCCUUUGCUCCUGAGGUUAUUGAGGCAGUGGAUUCAUUGUAUUCAGAAUUCAGAGUAGUUGACAACCUAACAGCUCACAAUAUUCAAAGAGUGACAAAGGCUUUUCAGAAUGCAAGGGUUGGAUCGCAUCAUUUUGGUGGUAGUACGGGCUAUGGGCAUGAUGAUGGUGGUGGACGUGAAACUUUGGACAAUAUUUUUGCUGAAAUUGUUGGGGCAGAAUCUGCAAUCAUUCGUUCUCAGUUUUUCUCUGGUACUCAUGCAAUUGCUUGUGCACUAUUUGCUUUCUUAAGGCCUGGAGAUGAGCUUUUAGCUGUUGCGGGUACUCCUUAUGACACCUUACAUGAAGUGAUUGGAAUCAGGGAGUGUUCGAGCACGGGGUCUUUAAAUGAUUUUGGAGUGGUAUACCGAGAGAUUCCGCUUGCAGAAGAUGGUGGUCUUGAUUGGGAUGCCCUUGCCAUUGCAAUCACACCCAAAACAAAAUGCGCCCUCAUACAGAGGUCAUGUGGCUACUCAUGGAGGAGAAGCUUAAGUAUUUUCGAAAUUCAGAGAGCAAUAGAGGCCAUCAAAAGCCAAAAAUCAGAUUGCUUGGUGCUCGUGGAUAACUGCUAUGGUGAAUUUGCAGAAACAUCUGAACCUACAAUGGUGGGAGCAGAUUUGAUUGCUGGAAGUUUGAUAAAGAAUCCUGGUGGAACAAUCGCACCUUGUGGAGGGUAUGUUGCAGGAAAGAAGAGAUGGGUAGAAGCUGCAGCGGCCCGUCUGUCUGCCCCUGGUUUAGGGGUUGAUUUUGGGUCAACACCUGGUCAUGUCAUGCGAACACUUUUUCAGGGCUUGUUCCUUGCACCACAUAUGGUUGGAGAAGCAAUCAAGGGAGGCAUGCUCAUCGCCAAGGUUAUGUCAUCCAAGGGAUAUAAGGUGCAGCCACUUUCAUGGGGUCCUCGCCAUGAUACAGUGCAGGCAGUACAGCUUGGAAGUCGGGAGCGUUUGAUAGCUUUCUGUGAAGCUGUACAAAGAAGUUCCCCUAUAGGAUCUUUUGUCAAACCAACUGCUGGGUUCACCCCUGGAUAUGCAUCAGAGGUUAUUUUUGCUGAUGGAACAUUUAUUGAUGGAAGUACGAGUGAGCUAUCUUGUGAUGGACCAUUGAGGGAGCCAUUUUCAGUAUUCUGUCAGGGAGGAACACACUGGACUCAGUGGGCACUUGUUCUAGGUGAAGUUUUGAAGGUCAUAUGAAGAAAACUAGUCUUGUUUCCACAGUUAAUUUUAUGGCUUCAUAAAAGGGCAGAUGUUGUCAGAAAGGAUUUUGGAGCCUGCAUAUAUAUGCCUGCUAUCAUACAUUAUAAGGUAAAUUUAAAUAUAUGAAAAUACUGCAAUGCUAACUGUUUCUUGACAUUGAUGUUACAAAUUUUAUGAUAUUUAUUUCGAUUCAUUUGAUAAACAUUUUGCAACCAGUGAGGCAGCAUAAUAGGACUGUUUUUCAUGGCUUGUCAAACCUUCUUUUAAAUCAUUCUGUUAUUGAGGAAUGAAUUGUUUGUUUGAAAGUAGGAUUCUUUAUUUCCCCAGAUA
Molecule: messenger RNA, 1919 nt
Organism: Dioscorea cayenensis subsp. rotundata (Guinea yam)
Lineage: Eukaryota; Viridiplantae; Streptophyta; Magnoliopsida; Dioscoreales; Dioscoreaceae
Exons: 13
Coding region: 219-1586 (455 amino acids)
Source: RefSeq, a predicted model, not a curated record